Cephus cinctus (wheat stem sawfly) is the source of this 490-nucleotide messenger RNA. RefSeq lists its product as uncharacterized. Lineage: Eukaryota; Metazoa; Arthropoda; Insecta; Hymenoptera; Cephidae. Bases 79 to 405 code for a protein of 108 amino acids. The record is from RefSeq and is a predicted model, not a curated record. The transcript has 2 exons.
AGGCUUAGUACAACCGAAACGUGGGCUUUUAGCGAGGGGGAAGAGGGUGGCUUUACGAAGGUGUAAUUUACCCAUAGGAUGACUGUACAACGUCUAGUGAAUUAUUCGUGGGAUUCGGUCGGGCACGCGGUACCUACUUAUUGUUACUCAAAGUAUCCAAGGAAGGCGGUCUACCAUUUUAGACUUGUUCGUGACUCUAGGGUGACUAUUCAGCUGUCCAAAGUUCAAAGGAUCGACGUCGUUCUAGUUGGUACCAUUCACAGUCGACACCUACUCAGGUAUGUCGUUAACCUUGGAGCGUGUGGUACACCUGGUGCACCGAACCCUAAAUCGACGCAGACAAUGUUAACGUCGAUACUACAACGUUGCACAUUAACACAGAGCACCCUUGUUGGAAUAACCUAGACUGUAUAAAAAAAUUCAAGUCACAUUACCAGAACAUGAAUGAAUGAAAUAAAAAAAAAUGGUUACCACUGACAAUGGGCUUGAC